ACUAUUAAUGCUGUAAUGUUUUUGCACAUCUCUAAAAUUUUCUAUUUAGUUAUUGCGAGUUCUUGGUUUAAGCAAUUUGAAGUUUUAAAAAUGCAAGGAUUAGGAUUGCAGAGUCUUAAAAAAAAUCCGGCGCUGAUUCCGCUGUAUGUUUGCGUUGCUGCUGGAGCCGUAGGCGCCGUUUAUUAUAUGACUCGUCUUGCUACCAGAAAUCCAGAUGUUACAUGGAACCGCACUUCAAAUCCAGAACCAUGGCAAGAAUACAAAAACAAGCAGUAUAAGUUUUAUUCUCCCAUUAGGGAUUAUUCCAAAACCGAGAGCGCAGCUCCCAAGUUUGAAGAAUAAAGUGUGGUAACAUAAACACUGAAUAUAUUAUCUUAAUAAAUGCAGUAACCGUGUAACAAACUUAA
Messenger RNA from Drosophila nasuta, 407 nucleotides. It is a transcript of the gene ND-MLRQ, whose product is annotated as NADH dehydrogenase (ubiquinone) MLRQ subunit. The record is from RefSeq and is a predicted model, not a curated record. Bases 16 to 342 code for a protein of 108 amino acids. Lineage: Eukaryota; Metazoa; Arthropoda; Insecta; Diptera; Drosophilidae. Gene Ontology annotation, cellular component: respiratory chain complex IV. The transcript is spliced from 4 exons.